CUCCCUUCGCUUUGUUUGCUUCAUUCCUUAUUAUACCACGCCCUCAAUUUGACUGCAGCCUCGAUGAGUGGAUUUCAGGUUAUUUGCUGGAUUUGCAGCAGUAUUUGCAGGGAGUAUGGAGCUGUGUCAGAUCGUCGUCACAAAUUUCGUUCAUCGUUAUUUAUCUUGUCGCGAACGGAGAUAAUUGCAACGACCGACUGAUUAAGACGACAGACCGCAUACCAAUGGCUAUCUUUUCCCAAGCUGUGGUUUUCAAUAUUGCUAUGCAUUCAACUCUCUGAAAAAGAUAGACAAGGCCCUAUCUAUUGCCUCUUUGCCAACCGCAACAAUGUAUCAGGUUAUAAGAGGAUUUAUACUAACGGACUCCCGAUGCUGGGAUCCCGACAGUCAAAGGUCAUACCAGGACCUGUUCGAUAAACUGGACACCAACAAGGAUGGGAAGGUGGAUGUGGCCGAAUUGAGAGCAGGUCUAACCGCAAUGGGCAUAUCAUUCCGCAAAGGUGCAGCGCAGAAAAUUGUAUCGUCCGGUGACAAAAACAAAGAUGGAGGGCUUGACUUCAACGAGUUCAACAAAUAUCUGAAAGAGCAUGAAAAGAAACUGCGCCUUACGUUCAAGAGCUUGGACAAAAACAGCGACGGGCGCAUCGAUGCCUCUGAGAUUAAGCAGUCCCUUGAAGAGCUGGGCAUGGACAUCACCCAGGAAGAGGCCCAGACCAUCCUACAAAGCAUGGACAUCGAUGGUACCAUGAUGGUGGACUGGAACGAGUGGAGGGAUCACUUCCUGUUCAACCCUGCCCAUAACUUGAACGAGAUCGUACGCUACUGGAAACACUCCACGGUGCUGGACAUAGGAGAGAGCAUUGCCAUCCCUGAUGAGUUCACCGAGGAGGAGAAGACCUCUGGAGGCUGGUGGAAACAGCUGGCUGCCGGGGCGAUGGCCGGGGCGGUCUCUCGCACAGGCACCGCCCCCCUGGACAGGGUGAAGGUCUUCAUGCAGGUCCACUCCUCCAAGUCCAACCGGAUCACCCUGUUGGGAGGAUUCAAACAGAUGAUUAAGGAAGGGGGCGUGGCCUCACUAUGGCGAGGGAACGGGAUCAACGUGUUAAAGAUUGCCCCUGAGACCGCUAUCAAAUUCAUGGCCUACGAACAGUAUAAGAAGCUGCUGACACCAGAGGGAGAGAAGGUCCAGACCUACCAGAGGUUCAUGGCUGGCUCUCUGGCAGGCGCCACGGCCCAGUCGUCCAUCUACCCCAUGGAGGUCAUGAAGACCAGACUGACUCUGGGGAAAACUGGCCAGUAUAAUGGAAUGUUUGACUGUGCCAAGAAGAUUCUGAGGAAAGAGGGCAUCAAAGCCUUCUAUAAAGGCUACACUCCCAACAUGAUAGGCAUCAUUCCCUAUGCUGGCAUCGACCUAGCUGUUUACGAGAGCCUGAAGAAUGCCUGGUUGUCCCGCUAUGCCAAAGACACGGCCAACCCUGGCAUCCUGGUGCUGUUAGGAUGUGGCACCAUCUCCAGCACGUGUGGCCAGCUGGCCAGCUACCCCCUCGCCCUGCUCCGCACACGCAUGCAGGCGCAGGCAACUCUGGAUGCGUCAGACAAGUCCACCAUGAGUGGGCUAGUGAAGGGGAUCCUGGCUAACGAGGGGUUCUUUGGACUCUACCGGGGUAUCCUGCCCAACUUCAUGAAAGUCAUUCCUGCUGUGAGCAUCAGCUAUGUGGUCUACGAAUACAUGAAGACCGGCCUGGGGAUCUCAAAAUGAGGAAUGAACCAUCUCCGAAUGAUGCAGGGAUCGCGAAAUAGGUUGUUAGGUCGUUAGAUCUUUUAGACAGUCAACCAGAUUUGUGUUGCACAUAGACUUCUAUGUUCUCGCGUAGCCAAACAUCGAGAUCACGUGCGAGGAGAAGCUAAGGCUAGUUCAAACUAAGGCUAGUUCAAACUAAGGCUAGUUCAAACUGGGCCAUAUCAGUAAACUCCAAAAAUGACAUUCACCCCUUUAACGCACAGCGAUGUGAGACAUAUCCAACACAAAAGAUGGUGCAAUAUAACUGAGAAGAACUGCAUUAUGGGUCUUACACUGUAUAAGGGGAAAGGAGAAGGUAUUCAGGUGAACACUGUUGAGAGCUUUGUCUUAAGUAUUUUCUGCUCUUCUUUAAUAUGAAGUACUCCAUGUGCACGUAAGCGAUUAUAUUAUUAUUUAAGUGUGCCUUACCCUCAGUUAAAUAUCAUAAUUGUAUCUUUUAUUUGGUUGGUUUUUAGUGAUGUUUUUACACUUUCAGUGUAAUUUACAACAGCCUCAAUGCUAUGUUUUUUAUGUGUUUUUCCCCCCAUAUGGAUUUCCAUUGUUGUUCUUGACUGUUAAGCUGUAUCCCUAGCAAAAUAUUUAGACUUACAAACCUGCAUGCAAAUAUUGCCUGUCAAUCAUGAAGGGAGCUGAGGGAAAGUCUUAAAAACGGAAAUUCAAUCUGCUAAUACUGUAAUUCAGAAUAAUCCCACCUGUGACACACACACACACACACACACACACACACACACACACACACACACACACACACACACACACACACACACACACACACACACACACACA
This is a messenger RNA of Oncorhynchus gorbuscha (pink salmon), 2587 nucleotides long. Its product is annotated as calcium-binding mitochondrial carrier protein SCaMC-1-like. Gene Ontology annotation, biological process: transmembrane transport. Lineage: Eukaryota; Metazoa; Chordata; Actinopteri; Salmoniformes; Salmonidae. Gene Ontology annotation, cellular component: mitochondrial inner membrane. Gene Ontology annotation, molecular function: ATP transmembrane transporter activity; calcium ion binding. The record is from RefSeq and is a predicted model, not a curated record. The transcript is spliced from 10 exons. Bases 329 to 1759 code for a protein of 476 amino acids.